This is a messenger RNA of Cololabis saira (Pacific saury), 3715 nucleotides long. RefSeq names its product zinc finger protein 502-like. Gene Ontology annotation, biological process: regulation of transcription by RNA polymerase II. The transcript is spliced from 4 exons. The coding region runs from base 235 to 1359 and encodes 374 amino acids. Lineage: Eukaryota; Metazoa; Chordata; Actinopteri; Beloniformes; Belonidae. The record is from RefSeq and is a predicted model, not a curated record. Gene Ontology annotation, molecular function: RNA polymerase II cis-regulatory region sequence-specific DNA binding; DNA-binding transcription factor activity.
UUCCUCUUCCUCCAUCCACUCUGGGAUCAACGCUGGGCUGCUGCGACGUGGCCAGACGGCGACCUUAAUGGCUCUUUAACAUGCUGAUAUUCAGCUACAGCGGACAGGUUUUUUUUAGUUGAAACCUCCGAAUGGGUUUGGACAAAGAAUCCCUCUUCAAUCCUUGAUGGCGAGCUUCCCUGGACUCAAUUACACCUCCAACUGGUGGUGACUCCAUCAGUUUUCAGCCAGGAGAUGUCGCAGUCCACAGAGGAGCGCCUGAGAAACACCAGCAGUGUGCAGCCGCCUUUCGUCCUUGAGCGGUUUGACAUGAACAACACCACACAUCCUAAAAAUCAUAAAGGAAGGCCCAAAAGACACUGCUGUGAUGAUUGCAAGCAAGUCUUCACCACUUCAUCAAACCUGAAGAUCCAUAAGAAAACUCACACUGGUGAUAAACCGUACAUCUGUGAUCAGUGUGGAGGGGCUUUUACCCGGCAAAGUUCUCUAACGAUUCACCAACGUAUUCACACUGGAAACAAGCCCUACAGCUGUGAUCAGUGUGGAGGGGCUUUUACCCGGCAAAGUCAUCUAGCAAGACACCAACGUAUUCACACUGGACAAAAACCUUACAGAUGUGAUCAGUGUGGAGCAGCUUUUGGCCGGCAAGGUGCUUUGACGAGUCACCAACGUAUUCACACUGGAGACAAGCCUUACAGCUGUGAUCAGUGUGGAGCGGCUUUUGCCACAUCAAGUAAUCUAACGAUUCACCAACGUAUUCACACUGGACAAAAACCUUACAGAUGUGAUCAGUGUGGAGCAGCUUUUGGCCGGCAAGGUGUUUUGACGAGUCACCAACGUAUUCACACUGGAGACAAGCCUUACAGAUGUGAUCAGUGUGGAGCGGCUUUUGCCACAUCAAGUAAUCUAUCGAUUCACCAACGUAUUCACACUGGAGACAAGCCUUACAGAUGUGAUCAGUGUGGAGCGGCUUUUGCCCAUCGAAGUGCUCUAACGAGUCACCAACGUAUUCACACUGGAGACAAGCCUUUCAGAUGUGAUCAGUGUGGAGCAGCUUUUACCCAAUCAUGUAAUCUAAGGAGUCACCAACGUAUUCACACUGGAGACAAGCCUUUCAGAUGUGAUCAGUGUGGAGCAGCUUUUGCCAAUCGAAGUGCUCUAACGAGUCACCAACGUAUUCACACUGGAGACAAGCCUUACAGAUGUGAUCAGUGUGGAGCGGCUUUUGCCCAGCAAAGUGCUCUAACGAGUCACCAACGUAUUCACACUGGAGACAAGCCUUACAGAUGUGAUCAGUGUGGAGCAGCUUUUACCACAUCAAGUAAUCUAAGGAGUCACCAACGUAUUCACACUGGAUAAAAAGUGUACAUUUGUGAUCAUUUCUGAUAUCAUUUAUUUUGAGAGCUCAGUUAAAAUGCAACAAUUUAGUUCAGUUAAUUUAGUUUGAAAGAAAUAAUUUUGGUGGUUAGAUUGUGGGAAAGAUUUUGAAUAUUUUUUUAAAAAAGCAGCAGAUUCAGUUAUAACCAGAUUUAGAACAUGAAGUACAAGAAUUCAAUUCAAAAGUUUUUAUUUGGAACAUGAUGGUAGUGUAAGUAACAGACAUGCUUUAAACAUAGACCCUUGUUAUUAGAUGCAGAGCCGGAUUAAAUAAAUGGACUACACUAGGCAGACUGUGAUUUUUGGGCCCCCCUCCAUCGAUGUUAUUUAUGAAAUCUUAAACUUACCAAAGUUACUAAUAAAACUUAAUUCACAUUUUACAUAGCAAAGUCAUAGUCAAGUUGGUUCUUUGUAUUCCAAAAUAAGUCAUGUGUUGUAUAUUAAACAGUCUAUCAGACUAUUUUUAGAUUUUUAUUAUUUAUACGUUUUUACAAUGCUCUAUUAAAUGCUAUUAAAUUAUCCUUAUCUUAUCAAUUGUGAGCAUUUUGCAGAAAAUCUUAAUUAAAUGUGUUGAUUAAAUUGAAUAGUUAAAUAAGAAGUAAAAUCUACAAAGACCAAUAAAAUUUGCAGUAAGACAAAGUGUGCUGUAGUAUGUAUGUCUGUAUGUGUAUGUGUAUGCGUAUGCGUAUGCAGAGCCGUUUGAGAGAUUUGCGAGGCCCUGUGUGAAAUGGCCAGGGGGGCCCCGCGCGCGAAAUUUUUGGGUUUUUCGGGUCGGAUCGGGUGUCUAUAUGCGCAAUUUUAACUCUCCAAUUAGCAAAAUACUGGAUACCUUCCCCUGCCUCAUCAUCAUCUGGGCUUACCUCGACGCGGGGCCCCAUGGCUGCUUGAGACCCGGGCGGAUCGGUGAUUUUUGUAACAAAUUUAUCAAACGUGCCCUCUUCCAUUUUCUUUUGUUUUUUUCUUUUUUGAUCCCCUGAUGGAAAUUUCCUGAAUCUGUCUCGUUCUCUCGACAUUGUGUGACAGUUUGUUCCAACUCCACCCGCCUGGAUCAGAGCAGCUUGUGUCCGCGCUUGGUCUGAUCAGUUGUAUUGAACAACAGACACGCGUCAUCAUUGCACAUAUAUUUAUUGAUAUGCACAGACUAGUACACAUUUAGGUCUGUAAUGGAACGUGACUGUUGAUAUUUAUAAGGAAAAAAAAAUAAAAAAUUGGGGGAAAAAAAAAACGGCCCAUAGCGCCAGGCCCCUUGGGGCGCCAGGCCCCGUGCGGUUGCACGGUUCGCACAUCCCUUGCGGCGGCCCUGUGCGUAUGUAUGCGUAUAUAUAUAUGUAUGUAUACUAAAUAUAGUAAUAAUGCACAUAUAUAUAUGCCUUAGGUUUUUACCUGCAUGUUAUCAACCAUUAAUAUGUGUGCAGACCAAAAAAAAAAAAAAAUUUUUUUUUUUUUUGUCCCUCUGUCUGGGCCCCCCCCCCUGUCGGGCCCUAGGCACGUGCCUAGUCUGCCUUUGCGUUAAUCCGGCUCUGAUUAGAUGUUAUAUGUGUUAGGAUUUAAUGAAAUUAUUGAAGCUCAAAACUGUCUAAACUCUCUCUUCAAAGUAAUCUCAUUCUGAUUAAGAGCAAAAGGUUUAGAUUAGAUUAGAAGUUAAAUACAAUACACAUAUUGUUGGAGAGGAAACGGGGGAAAGGUGACACCUUAAGGCGAUUUCUCCUUGAAGCUGGCUCUUCCAAUUAAAUUAAUUAGCAAUACACAUACAAUUUGUUGAGAUAAGACAAUGGAGAGAAACAGAUGUUUAGCAUUGGGGGGUCUGGUCUGCGGUCUGGUUUGACACCUCAGAUGGGAGACAGUUAAAGGAAAUGUAGAGCUGGAAGUGACAAAGUUCGGGGGUCUUUUCCCGUUCCCUCAACCAAUGAAAAUCAUUUGCAAAGAACAUCCUCCUUUUAGAGUAUAAAGUCAACUGGACUCAUGAAAACGGGGUGCAUUUCUCUCCGACUCACGCGGUCUGACAGAGGUGUACCCCGGCCGGAGACAAGUCUCCUCCGGCCGGAAAAACCUUGUGCUUGACAUGAUUAAAAGUUGUUAACCUGUAACUUUAUUCCACUAGUCUUUCUUGAUUCACCAGACAAAAGAACACGUAACUUUCAUAUGUUUUACACAAAGGUGAGACAGCCUGAUAGACAUUAGUUUAGUUCUGUUAUUCUGAGAGAAAUACAUAUGAGGGUAUGAUUCUGUUAAAUACUGUUUUACAUUAGCCUUUUUCUUCUUUGUAAUAUUUAAUGUUUUUUUUUUUGUUGUUUUUCUUGAAAUGUUCCCUUUUCUGUUACUUUCCCAGAGUUUUUGC